Molecule: messenger RNA, 1003 nt
Organism: Calliphora vicina (urban bluebottle blowfly)
Lineage: Eukaryota; Metazoa; Arthropoda; Insecta; Diptera; Calliphoridae
Product: vacuolar protein-sorting-associated protein 36-like
Exons: 2
Coding region: 85-900 (271 amino acids)
Source: RefSeq, a predicted model, not a curated record
UUUUUUUGUUUAAAUUUCUUUAUAUAAAUAGUGAUGUCAAUAAGUUAAUUUUUGUAGUUUUCAAAUAAAAUUCAUUAAAACAACAUGUUGAUUAAGAUAAACUGGCAUUUAUGUGUGUUUUUAUUAAUAUUCAACUAUUUCCACUAUGGCGGAACUGUAAACUAUAAUCCAUAUGCAAGUAAUCAACCUCACCUGUUACAUGCCACAAAUAGUGAUAAUGAUGACUACAAAAACAAUGCACCACAACCUGCCACCAAUGAUUACACUGUUUAUAGACAAUCUCAGCAAAAUCUACAAGGAAAUUCUAAUUAUCAACAAUUGUAUCGUUAUUAUUACACUCCACCAUAUCAGCAACAGAUGCAGCCACCUCAACCCACACAACUAUGGUCUGGUCCACCCAUAGUAGUUGAGGAUGACAUUCAACAACAACAACAGCAGUCGUCAUCAACAGCAAAUAUUCCACCAACAUUGUACCAACAACGUUCUACUACUACAAGUAGCAUGUUAUUGCCAUCUCUACAUAGGAAUUCGAAAGCACUACCACCGCCAGUUUAUAGCCCACAAAAUACUCGUACUACCCAGUUUGAUUAUAACAACAACAAUAACCAUAAUAUUGUUUAUCAUAGAGAUUUUAGACAUCAAAUUGAUGCCAUACCUGAAUCAAAACACACUACACAACCAGACAUCGUAUCUUGGAAUAAUCAACAGCAACAACAUCAGCUACUGGAGCCCCAACAACAACAGGAGCCACAACAAUUUUAUGCCACUAAUACGAAUUUACGUUACAAUGGAAUUUCAAAUGAUUUAACUUCAUUGAGAAAAGAUAAUGUACCAGAUUAUGGAGAACAUUUUAAACGUUAUUUAGAAAAUAAUCCACAUAGAAUUAGACCAAUAUAUUAGAUUAGAAUGGAGGCAGAAGAAAGUGAUAAUAAAAAAUGCUAAAUAGAACAAGUAAGAAAGUAUGAUCGGUUAGGCAGGACAAGGCUUUACCCUACACCAUUUG